Messenger RNA from Bufo bufo (common toad), 4125 nucleotides. Its product is annotated as zinc finger protein 585A-like. The transcript is spliced from 5 exons. Gene Ontology annotation, molecular function: DNA-binding transcription repressor activity, RNA polymerase II-specific. The record is from RefSeq and is a predicted model, not a curated record. Gene Ontology annotation, biological process: negative regulation of transcription by RNA polymerase II. The annotation marks the transcript as partial. Lineage: Eukaryota; Metazoa; Chordata; Amphibia; Anura; Bufonidae.
GAAUGUGGGAAAUGUUUCACACAGAAAUCCAAUCUUGUUAUACAUGAGAGAAUUCACACUGGGGAAAAGCCAUAUUCAUGUUCAGAAUGUGGGAAAUGUUUUACAGAGAAAUCAAAUCUUGUUAAACAUGAAAGACGUCACACAGGAGAGAAAGCAUAUACAUGUUCAGAAUGUGGGAAAUGUUUCACAAGGAAAUCAAAUCUUGUUAAACAUGAAAGACGUCACACAGGAGAGAAACCAUAUUCAUGUUCAGAAUGUGGGAAACGUUUUUCAGAUAUAUCAAGCCUUCUAAAACAUGAGAGAAGUCACACAGGAGAGAAACCAUAUCCAUGUUCAGAAUGUGGGAAGUCCUUUGGCUAUAAAUCAGUUCUUGUUAAACAUGAGAGAAUACACACUGGAGAGAAGCCAUAUUCAUGUUCAGAAUGUGGGAAAUGUUUUAUACAAAGUUCACAACUUGUUUACCAUGAGAAAUGUCAUACAGGAGAGAAGCCAUAUUCUUGUUCACAAUGUGGGAAAUCUUUUCUACAGAAAUCACAUCUUACUAGACAUGAGAGAUAUCACACAGGAGAGAAGCCAUAUUCAUGUUCAGAAUGUGGGAAAUGUUAUAAAGAUAAAUCACAUCUUGUUUUUCAUCAGAGGCUUCACAUAGGAGAAAAGCCAUAUUCGUGUGCAGAAUGUGGGAAAUGUUAUACAAUUAAAUCACAUCUUGUUAAACAUGAGAGACAUCACACAGGAGAGAAACCAUAUCCAUGUUCAGUAUGUGGUAAAUGGUUUAUAGAAGAAGCAACUCUUGUUAGACAUAAGAAAAUUCACACAGGAGAUAAACCAUAUUCAUGUUCAGAAUGUGGGAAAUAUUUUACAAAUAUAUCACAUCUUCUUAGACAUGAGAGAAGUCACACAGGAGAGAAACCAUAUCUAUGUUCAGAAUGUGGGAGAUAUUUUAUAGAUAAAUCACAUCUUGUUCAACAUAAGAGAAUUCACACUGGAGAGAAGCCAUAUUCAUGCUUAGAAUGUGGAAAAUGCUUUACAAAUAAAUCAAGUCUUGUUGUACAUGAAAGAAUUCACACAGGAGAGAAGCCAUACUCAUGUUCAGAAUGUGGAAAACAUUUUAAACAAAGAUCACAACUUGAAUACCAUGAGAAACGUCAUACAGGAGAGAAGCCAUAUUCUUGUUCAGAAUGUGAGAAAUCUUUUCUACAGAAAUCACAUCUUAUUAUACAUGAGAGAAUUCACACAGGAGAGAAGCCAUAUUCAUGCUCAAAAUGUCGAAAAUGCUUUACAAAUAAACCAAGUCUUGUUGUACAUGAGAGAAAUCACAUAGGAGAGAAGCCAUACUCAUGUUCAGAAUGUGGGAAAUGUUUUAAACAAAAAUCUGAAUUUGUUUCCCAUGAGAGGAUUCACACAGGGGAGAAACCAUAUUCAUGUUCAGAAUGUGGGAAGUGCUUCAUAGAUAAAUCGAGUCUUGUUAGACAUGAGAGAUGUCACACAGGAGAGAAACCAUAUUCAUGUUCAGAAUGUGGGAAAUGUUUUACAUGGAAUUCAACUCUUGUUGCGCAUGAGAGACGUCACAGAGGAGAGAAGCCGUAUUCAUGUUCAGAAUGUGGGAAAUGUUUUACACGAAAAUCAGAUCUUGUUACACACGAGAGAAGUCACACAGGAGAGAAGCCGUAUUCAUGUUCAGAAUGCGGAAAAUGUUUUACACAGAAACCCAGUCUUGUUGCACACGAGAGACGUCACACAGGAGAGAAACCAUAUUCAUGUUCAGAAUGUGGGAAAUGUUUUACACAUAAAUCAGAUCUUGUUACACAUGAGAAACGUCAUACAGGAGUGAAACCAUAUUUAUGUUCAAUAUGUGGAAAGUGUUUUACUCAUAAAUCAAGUUUUGUUGCACAUGAGAGAAUUCACACUGGAGAGCAGCCAUAUGCAUGUUCAGAAUGUGGGAAAUGUUUUACACAAAAGUCUGAUCGUGUUACACAUCAAAGAAUUCACACAGGAGAAAAGCCAUAUUCAUGUUCAGAAUGUGGGAAAUGUUUUACACGGAAAUCAAAUCUUGUUGCACAUCAGAAAUUUCACAAAGGAGAGAAACCAUAUUCUUGCUUACAUUGUGGGAAGAGGUUUACAUAUAAAUCAAAUUUUGUUAAACAUGAGAGAACUCACACAGGAGAGAAGCCGUAUUCAUGUUCAGAAUGUGGGAAAUGUUUUACAGAGAAGUCAAAACUUGUUAGACAUCAGAGAUGUCACACAGGAGAGAAAGCAUAUACAUGUUCAGAAUGUGGGAAAUGUUUUAGAGAUAAAUCAAAUCUUAUUAAACACAAGAGAAGUCACACAGGAGAGAAACCAUAUUCAUGUUCAGAAUGUGGGAAAUGUUUUAGACAAAAAUCACAUCUUGUUACACAUGAGAGAAGUCACACAGGUGAGAAACCUUAUGCGUGUUUAGAAUGUGGAAAAUGUUUUACAGAGAAAUCAAGUUUUGUUAGACAUGAGAGAAGUCACACAGGAGAGAAACCAUAUUCGUGUUCAGAAUGUGGGAAAUGUUUUACAGAGAAAGCAAAUCUUGUUAAACAUGAGAGACGUCACACAGACGUGAAGCUGUAUUCGUGUUCCGAAUGUGGGAAAUUUUUUACACAGAAAUCCAAUCUUGUUACACAUAAGAGAAGUCAUACAGGAGAGAAGCCAUAUUCAUGUUCAGAAUGUGGGAAAAGUUUUUCAGAUAAAUCAAGUCUUCUAAAACAUAAGAAAAAUUAUACAGGAGAGAAGCCGUUUUCAUGUCCACAAUGUGGGAAAUAUUUUGCAUAUAAAUCAGUGCUUGUUCGACAUGAGAGAAGUCACACAGGAGAGAAGCCGUAUUCAUGUUCAGAAUGUGGGAAAUGUUUUGCACAUAAAUCACAUCUUGCUAGACAUGAGAAAAGUCACACAGGAGAGAAGCCGUAUUCAUGUUCAGAAUGUGGGAAAUGUUUUGCAUGUAAAUCACAUCUUGUUAGACAUGAGAAAAGCCACACAGGAGAGAAGCCGUAUUCAUGUUCAGAAUGUGGGAAAUGUUUUGCACAUAAAUCGCAUCUUGCUACACAUGAGAAAUGUCACACAGGAGAGAUGCCGUAUUCAUGUUCACAAUGUGGGAAAUGUUUUGCACGUAAAUCACAUCUUGUUAGACAUGAGAAAAGUCACACAGGAGAGAAGCCGUAUUCAUGUUCAGAGUGUGGGAAAUGUUUUGCAUGUAAAUCACUUCUUGUUAGACAUGAGAAAAGUCACACAGGAGACAAUCCCUAUUCAUGUUCAGAAUGUGGGAAAUGUUUUACAGAUAAAUUCUAUCUUGACAGACAUGAGAGAAUUCACACAGGAGAGAAGCCGUAUCCAUGUUCAGAAUGUGGGAAAUGUUUUAAUACUAAAUCAAUUCUUGUUACACAUCAGAGAAUGCACACAGGGGAGAAGCCAUAUUUCUGUUCAGAAUGUGGGGACUGUUUUAUUACUAAAUCCCAACUCGAUUAUCAUCAGAGAAGGCACACUGGAGAGAAACCAUAUUCAUGUUCAGAUUGUGGGAAAUGUUUUAAUGCUACAUCAAGUCUUGUUACACAUAAAAGAAGUCACACAGGAGAGAAACCUUUUUCAUGUUUAGAAUGUGGGAAACGUUUUACACUUAGACAAACUCUUGUUAAACAUGCGCUACGUCACGCAGUAAAGAAGCCGUAUUCAUGUUCAGAAUGAGCAAUGUUUUACGCAAAAAUCAGAUCUUGAUAGUCAUGAGAGAAGUCACAGGAGAGUAAGGAUACAAUCACAAUUCCAGAAUUUAGACUUUGAUUUCGAUUCCAAUUAAAGAAUGACGUUAUUCGAUAACAAAUAAAAUAACACAAAGAAAUACCCACAGUAACCCCAUGUUGCCCAUUAUGUGAAGAGGUACUUGAUGAGGCACUUACUAUUAAUGUGAGGCACAGGGAAGUACAAAUUAAUAAAACCAAGUGCCUCACAUUAAUAGUAACACAAUCAAAUACCUUCUCACAUAAUGGGCAACAGGAUUAAUAUGUGGAGGCAAAUGAUGGAAUUAAUGUGAUGCACAUGGAAGCCCAAAUUGAUAAAACCACGUGCCUCACAUCAAGAGCGUCCUCAUGUAAUGGACAACACGAGAUUAAA